AUGAAAAACAGUGAGCAAACUGUCAAAAGAAGAAUAUUCGUGCCGCAGACCGCGGCGUGUCUCAGGAUAGUGCAGCGUGCUGCAUCGUGCACCAUAUUACGGAUAUUUAGAUUUACCCCUCAGGAGCAAACGUGGCAAUAUGAAAUCUCCAUGCUCGAAUACUUGAAGGCAUCAUUACAACACGCACACGCAUAA
Messenger RNA from Serpula lacrymans var. lacrymans S7.9, 195 nucleotides. RefSeq lists its product as uncharacterized. The record is from RefSeq and is a predicted model, not a curated record. Lineage: Eukaryota; Fungi; Basidiomycota; Agaricomycetes; Boletales; Serpulaceae. The transcript has a single exon. Bases 1 to 195 code for a protein of 64 amino acids.